AUGGAGAUCGUCCAAAUAUCUGAUAGCACAAUGCCUGGCGUCGCCGCGCCAUCGUCUGCCACAUUGAGCGAGCGAUUGACUCCAAUCAAGCGCCGGGCUUCCAUCGCGUGCCGUCGAUGUCGACGUAAGCGCAGCAAGUGUCUGUCCAAUAAGAACUCCCCAUGCAAACUUUGCCUCGAGGCUGGCGUGCCCGAAGAGUGCAAUUUUCCGUCCCGCGGAGAUCCUGAAGAUCGUUCCUUUCGUCACCCUCGACAAAGAGCUGAUAGAUGGCUUAAGGCGGGUACCUUCAGCGCCAAAGCAAAGCCUGUACCGAUCUCCAGCCUGUACAAUGUGCUUACCAACUCAAAGCCCCCCAAAUGGGAGGAUGAGUGGUCUCUCCUACCCGAUAUGCAUAUAAUUCAGGAGAGCGUUUCCACUUUCGCUCUUCACUUCUUCCAACUCGGGUUCAUUCAUAAAGAUCAGUUCUUUUUGCAGAUCAAGCAGAAUCCAGGAUCCGGAAGCGCAUUUCUGCUCCUGACUAUUCUGAGUAUUUCGGCAAAGAUCAACAAGAAAAUCCAGGCAGCCUGUGGACUGGGCCAGAACACAGACAAAAGGUUCAUGAGGAGUGCCGAACGGCUCGCUAUCGAUGAGCUCUACAGACAACCAACCUUGGAGAGGUGCCAGGCUUUCCUUCUGUUGAGCAUUUUGCAACAAGGAGAUGGAAAAUCUGACUCGAGUUUCAUUAACCUAGGAGUGGCUACAAGAAUGGCCGUGCUCAUGCGGCUACAUCGCGAGGAGGCAUAUGAGUGGGUCGCACCAAGCUCAUCAUCUGAAGAGAUCAUACGCGCCGAGGCUGCUAGGCGAACCUUUUUUCAGUUUUAG
This is a messenger RNA of Neoarthrinium moseri, 861 nucleotides long. RefSeq lists its product as uncharacterized. The transcript is spliced from 5 exons. Gene Ontology annotation, molecular function: DNA-binding transcription factor activity, RNA polymerase II-specific; DNA binding; zinc ion binding. Bases 1 to 861 code for a protein of 286 amino acids. Gene Ontology annotation, cellular component: nucleus. NCBI's taxonomy places the organism in Eukaryota, Fungi, Ascomycota, Sordariomycetes, Amphisphaeriales, Apiosporaceae. The record is from RefSeq and is a predicted model, not a curated record. Gene Ontology annotation, biological process: DNA-templated transcription; regulation of DNA-templated transcription.